Molecule: messenger RNA, 5965 nt
Organism: Sebastes umbrosus (honeycomb rockfish)
Lineage: Eukaryota; Metazoa; Chordata; Actinopteri; Perciformes; Sebastidae
Product: collagen alpha-5(IV) chain-like
Exons: 52
Coding region: 151-5160 (1669 amino acids)
Cellular component (GO): collagen trimer; basement membrane
Molecular function (GO): extracellular matrix structural constituent
Source: RefSeq, a predicted model, not a curated record
UUAACCGAAUCCAUGAUCUAACAUCACCCAUAGUGCAGCAGUGGACGAGUGUAAUGUGAAAGGUAGUUGCAGAGGAGGACGCUCAAAAAGACAUUCAUCACCUCUGGGUUCCUCCUAAGCUUUUGAUGUAACUGGAGCAAGAGAAGAGCCAUGGGAAGGGCAGUGUUUGAAGUUUCUCUGAUCCUGAUUGCUGUGAUGCUGAUGGGCACUUGGGCCAAAAAUUGCGUGUGUAAUGGAAAAUCAAGGUGCCACUGUGAAGGAGUGAAAGGCAGCAGGGGAGAUAAAGGUUUUCCAGGUGCUUCAGGUCCCCCAGGGACAGAAGGCCGUCCAGGAUCAGAUGGUCAUCCUGGGCCUUUGGGACCAAAGGGCAACUCUGGGCCUGAUGGACGUGAGGGGCCAAAAGGCGAUUCGGGACACACAGGCAAAGAAGGAUUUGCUGGGACUCAUGGUUUACCGGGUAUUCCAGGUUUACAAGGGCCUCCAGGGCCCUCAGGGGCCCCAGGCUGCAAUGGAACAGAUGGAGAAGACGGACUUCCUGGUAUUCCCGGGGCUCAUGGCGAUGAUGGAUAUGCAGGCCCACCUGGUCUGCCUGGACCUAAGGGUGAAUCUCGGGUAUCGGUGAAUGCAAUCCCAGGGCCUCAUGGGCCAUCUGGAAGGGACGGAGAGCCGGGAAAUCCAGGCUUCCCUGGAGUUCAUGGACUACCAGGGGAUCCCGGACGACGGGGCUCUGAUGGGUUUCCUGGUCGUCCUGGGGCUCCAGGAUCUAAGGGUCAAGAAGGCAUAGGCAGUAUCCCAGGACCUCGCGGACCACAGGGAAGACCAGGACCUCGAGGACCACCGGGGCAACCAGGUCGGAUCAAGGAGUUUUUCACUGAGAGUCUUGUGUUAAAGGGUGAAAAAGGAGGCGGAGGAGAUUUAGGAGAUAAAGGCUGCAAGGGUGAUCCAGGAGACCCUGGUUAUGGCCAAUACACCAAAGGAGCAAAGGGAGACACAGGACUGGAGGGUCCAGAAGGAAAGCCAGGGAAGGAUGGUGAUCCAGGACGACCAUCUACGGGAAGGCCUGGCCCUAGAGGUGAUCCAGGAUAUCCAGGGACAUCAGGAGGGACGGGUGAAAAGGGAGAUAGGGGUCCCCCUGGUCCAGCUGGAGAUAUAUUUGGGCCUUUGACUGAGCCGCUCAAAGGUUACCACGGAGAUCCUGGUUACCCAGGCUCACCUGGGCUCCCUGGGCGUCAAGGUAUGGUAGGGUUUCCUGGACCUGGUGGACCUCCAGGUCAUUCAUCUGGGGUUUAUGUGCCAGGCCCACGUGGUCCCAAUGGCUUUCAAGGCCCCAAAGGGGACCAUGGGGAGCCUGGGGAUAUUUAUCCGGGACUCCCAGGUCUAGAUGGGGAUGAUGGGGAUCAAGGGCCUCUUGGGGAUCCGGGGCCACCUGGACAAGACAAAACUCACAGGCUUACCAAAGGUCACCCAGGAAUGAAGGGACUGAGGGGUGUGCCUGGACCUACGGGAUAUGAUGGAACGUUUGGAAUGAAAGGAUUGAAGGGGGAGGCCUGUUUUGAGUGUUUCGGAUCAGGAGCCCCAGGACCACCGGGUCCCCCUGGCCCACCUGGCAUCCCUGGAUAUAAUCAAGGACCAGGUGCUAAAGGUGAUCCAGGCUUCCCAGGACCUGGUGGCCUACCUGGAAGACCAGGUGGUAUUGGUGUAAUGGGAUACCCAGGCCCUCCAGGACAAAAGGGAGACUCAUAUUCCUACAGCGCUCCUGGGUUAAAGGGAGAGACAGGAGACCCGGGACAGCCUGGCAGGCCAGGGCCAGAUGCCCUCCCUGGGUUUCCUGGGCUACCAGGUCUCAAAGGCGAUCAAGGGCUUCCGGGGGAUUCGUAUCCCUUCCCUGGUGCAGAGGGAGACCGUGGUUUCCCAGGUCCACCAGGGCCUUUAGGCAGACCUGGACCAGUUGGCUACCCUGGGCCAGUGGGAUAUGGGCCUGCUGGACCUCCAGGAAGCACGGGAGAUAUUGGGGUAACUGGCCUGCCAGGACAGCCUGGAAUUCCAGGCCAGAAAGGCGAACCUAGCCACAUCCACACUCCAGGACAUCCUGGACCACGUGGAUUUAAAGGUCUGCCUGGUUCACCUGGAAGCCCAGGUAAUCACGGAGCACCAGGUAACCCAGGAAUACCCGGUUUUCGAGGACAGAAAGGAGAAAGCGGUGAGGUGACAUUUCCUGGAAGGCCUGGGAUCCCAGGACAGAAAGGUGACCAUGGGCAGCCAGGUCUCCCAGGCUUUCCAGGUAGGGGCUCGCCUGGUCGGCCAGGUCCACCAGGCCUUCAUGGUCCUGCAGGACAAAAGGGUGACGGUGGCCCUGGAUACCCAGGUUUCCCAGGACCUCCAGGGCCUCCAGGAGCAGACGGAGAUCAGGGGCCUGUAGGAGAUCCUGGGAACCCUGGCCUACCUGGGAACCCAGGACUGAAUGGCAACCCUGGUUUUUCUGGAGAAAAGGGAAGUAAAGGUGCCUUAGGCCCCCCAGGACUACCUGGUAGUAAGGAUUCAUGUAAAGCUUUACCUGGACCGAGUGGACCACAAGGACCAGAUGGUUAUCCAGGACAUCCAGGACUUAAUGGCUCCCCCGGUGAGAAGGGGAACCCAGGUUUGCCAGGGUUUGGUCAUCCUGGGGCUCCCUGUGAACCUGGUUUUAUUGGGCCAUCAGUGCCAGGUCCACCUGGGCCUACUGGACCAAAAGGGAUCAGGGGACAAAACGGCGUGCCCGGUCAAAAAGGACUGAGAGGAGACCCUGGACCAGAUGGGUUACCAGGAUAUGGACUAGAUGGGUUGCCUGGAAUUACAGGACAACCAGGCCCAAUAGGUGACCCCGGCCCAGAUGGAGCCAGAGGUUCCCGGGGUCCACCAGGCAUAAAUGGAGACCGAGGUUUCAGAGGUCGUCCAGGCAAUCCACCACCACCAGAAAACGUUUUGGGGCCCCCAGGGGACCCUGGCGAUCCGGGUCACCCUGGUCUAUCUGGUGCCCCUGGAGAUACUGGACCUAUUGGACCAAAAGGGCAGAGAGGGAUAGGUGGAACACCAGGCGGUCCUGGACAAAGAGGUCCCCCAGGUGAUUUAGGUGUUGAUGGACUAGUGGUCUCAGAGGGAAGUCGAGGACCUUCUGGAGCUCCAGGAGACCCAGGAGUCCAAGGGCCUCAAGGCCUAAAGGGAAUAAAAGGAGAUCAAGGAAUCCUUGGAGGGCCAGGUCCAGAUGGUGCACAAGGUCCAACUGGUAACAAAGGAGUUAAUGGCGAGCCAAAUUACUAUGGAUAUGGACGGCCUGGACCAGUAGGACAAAAGGGUGAACCAGGAUCAGUCAGUCCUAAUGUGAUGAAGGGUCAGAAAGGUGAACCAGGAUCUUUUGGACCUCUAGGUUUACCAGGAUACCAUGGAGCCAAAGGAAACCCAGGACCUGAUGGACAAAAUGGUUCACCAGGCUAUCAGGGGCCUAAAGGUCGGUCAGAUAGACCUCCAGGAAGCAAAGGACGGCCAGGACCUAAUGGACCGGCAGGUCCCCCAGGCCUGCCGGGUGUCGGUAGUUAUCCAGGUCCUAAAGGCAACCAGGGCCGGGAUGGGAUCCCUGGACCACCAGGACAGAAAGGAGACAUUAACGUAGUAGGAGGGACCCCUGGUAGGCGUGGUGACACGGGUCAACAAGGUCCCCCCGGGAACCCUGGUCCUCCUGGCUUGACUCAUGCAGGGGGUCCUGGACCAAUAGGAGACAGAGGAUUUCCAGGGUCACCUGGACUCUUUGGUCCGAAAGGACCACCAGGAAGAGAAGGGGCUUGUGUUCCUGGGUCCAAAGGAGACCACGGCCGUUCUGGCAAUCCUGGUAGCCCAGGCUAUCGUGGCUUACCUGGCCCUCCAGGUCCCACAGUGCCUGGGUUAAAAGGAGACAGAGGGGAUCCAGGUCUUACAGGAGGCCCAGGCUAUAUUGGACUCCGAGGAGAUCCAGGCCCGCGAGGACCAUCUGGUCCAAGAGGCAGCCCUGGAGGCCCGGGACCAAGAGGUGAUUCUGGUCCAUCAGGAAUCUAUGGGCCCCCUGGUGGCAAGGGAGACCCUGGAUACAACCCAGGCCCUCCUGGUCCACCUGGGCUGAAAGGUUUUCCUGGACGACCUGGCUUCAAAGGUGUACCAGCAUUUGGCAAGGUGAUAUAUGAACCAGGACCUCCUGGCGCACCUGGUCCCCAUGGCAAUCGAGGAGCCCCAGGGAACACUGGCCCAUCAGGAACACCAGGCAAACCAGGUCAGCCAGGCUUCAAAGGAGGGCGUGGUUCCGGCCGAGAUGGUGACCCCGGAUUUACUGGACGCAAAGGAGACAAAGGAGGAGCAGGACUGCCGGGUCCAGAAGGCCGACUUGGAGACCCAGGCAACAAGGGUCCUCCGGGGUUGCCAGGCGGAGGUGGUCCAGGUUAUGUUGACAGUUUCCUGAUAGCCAGACACAGUCAGAGCAUCAGUGUCCCUGACUGCCCACCUGGCACCAGCGUCAUCUACUCUGGUUACUCCUUCCUCUUCAUCAACGGAAAUGAGAGAGCUCAUGGUCAGGACCUUGGCACCAUGGGAAGCUGUCUCGCUCGUUUCUCCACCAUGCCCUUCCUGUUCUGUGACACAGAAUCAAACUGCCGCUACGCUUCUCGUAAUGACUACUCCUACUGGUUGUCCACUGACUCUCCUAUGCCUGCCAACAUGGUUUCCAUCACAGGGGAUACACUGGCCAAAUACAUCAGCAGGUGCUCAGUGUGUGAAACCACCUCCAAUGUCAUAGCCGUCCACAGCCAGACAACUCUGAUACCUGAAUGUCCGCGAGGCUGGGAGUCACUAUGGACUGGAUACUCAUUUGUCAUGCAAACGGGUGCUGGAGCAGAGGGCUCCUCCCAGCCCCUGGUUUCUCCUGGCUCAUGUCUGGAAAGUUUCCGCCAAGUGCCCUUCAUCGAGUGUCACGGCCGGGGAACGUGUAACUACUACCCUGAUUCCUACAGCUACUGGCUGGCAUCCCUAGACCCCAACAGCAUGUUCAGUAAACCUGUUCCUCAGACAGUGAAGGGACCGUCUCUUCAAAAUGUCAUCAGCCGGUGUCGAGUCUGCAGGAAACCAUGGCAACCAACAGGUGACAAACGUGGGGACAAUUAACAUUCUGUAUUUCCUUUUUCAUUGCAUUUGAAGUGUGAAAAUAUGAGAAACGCAAGAUAAAACAGUCUUGGCGGUUUGUAGUGUAUAUAUCUGUUUGUUAAACUGGUGCUUUCAAGUUAUAAAUCUGUGUUUAUGAGUCUUAGCUCUGAAUAAAAUGCAUUUCAAGCAAAUUGCCAAUCACCUUUAAUGGCAGGUUUUAUAUAAGCUCUUGUGUAUAUUAAAAUUAAUGACACAUUUAGUGAGUCAUUAUAUCUUAUAGAAGCUGUAGCAUGCCACCUGUGUAUAAUUAUUCCAGUGACAUACUUGAGCCUCAAAAAUAGCUAGUAAUAGCAGUGAUAAAGGUAUUACUAGUUGUUGUAGUAAUACUAGUAGCAAUAGCAGCACUGUGCCAAUUCAGAUUUUACAUCAUCUUUUCUUUCAUGAUUUUUUUUCCACCAAGAUAUUCUGUUUUUCCUUAAAGGGAUAGUUCGGGUGUUUUGAAGUGGGGCCCCCAGUUUGGAGAAGAAGACAGGAGUACCAGCACGGAAGCAAUGUACUGCUGUGGAUGGAGCCGGCAGCAAAACAUAUUUUAGCCACUUAAAAGAAAGGCUCACCUAAAUAAUAAUCAAUAUUCGUUUAAGUGUAUGCUAUAUUUAGUAUAUUUCGCCAAUUUACCUCACCGUUGAGACAGCUAUACAGUCUAUGUUUCCGACGGGGAACUGAAGCAGUUAUCUAUGCUCCUGCCAAAGCCACCAGAUUCCAUUGAAAAAAAAAUGUAAUUUUACCUCACAGAACACGGGAGUUGCUGGUCGAUCACUGUCUCGAU